Molecule: messenger RNA, 744 nt
Organism: Homarus americanus (American lobster)
Lineage: Eukaryota; Metazoa; Arthropoda; Malacostraca; Decapoda; Nephropidae
Gene: Tcs1
Product: yrdC domain-containing protein, mitochondrial-like
Exons: 1
Coding region: 1-744 (247 amino acids)
Biological process (GO): regulation of translational fidelity
Cellular component (GO): cytoplasm
Molecular function (GO): nucleotidyltransferase activity; double-stranded RNA binding; tRNA binding
Source: RefSeq, a predicted model, not a curated record
AUGAAGACUAUUGGUGUGAUUCUACGAUCAGCAAAACUAAUGAGUAGCGUGGCAGCAGAAGCUGCAACUAACGGUCUUCCAAUGAACAAUGUAAUUCGUUUGGGGGAAGGACCUUCCUUAGCCUCUCAUGCUGAAAGAGCUGCUGCUGCUGCAUUACUUGCUGGCCAUGUAAUUUCUGUGCCAACUGAUACACUCUAUGGAAUUGCUGCUUUAGCUCAGAACAAUACAGCUAUAGAAAGGAUUUAUGAGAUUAAAAGGCGUAGUUCUACUAAACCUCUGGCUAUAUGUGUAUCAGAAGUGGACGAAGUUUACCUCUGGGGUAAAGUAACUGUACCACACUCAUUACUUACAUCAUUGCUACCGGGGCCAGUUACAUUGGUGUUUCAACGCACAGCACAACUUAAUCCUGCACUAAAUCCUGGAACUGAUUUAGUUGGUAUUCGCAUUCCCGAUGAGGAAUUUAUUAGAAGUGUUGUUAAAAGCUGCGGUUCACCUUUAGCUUUGACAAGUGCAAACAUAAGCACCAAGGCAAGCCCUCUGUGUGUUGAAGAGUUUCGUGAGCUCUGGAGCAAACUUCAUACUGUCUUUGAUGGUGGUCCUCUAGGUGAACACUUGAAAUGUAGGGAAGGAUCAACAAUCAUUGAUCUCUCUCAACCAGGGUCAUAUAGACUUAUACGAAGAGGAAUUGCUUUUGAACAAACUUCUGAGAUCCUCCAGCGUUACAAACUUUGUUUAAUUGAUUAA